CCCCGCCCCCAGCUCAAGGGGGCCCUACCAUCAAUCAAACCCGGACCCCGCCCCCUUGACCGGAAGUCCCGCCCCCAUCUGGAGUAUUACUUCCAGGGUCAAGACUGCCACGUGACCGGAAGCAAGGUAUGUCAUGUGACCCCUCUAACAACUCCUCCCACUGCCCUCUACCAAUCAGGAGAGGUUUCGCCCCUGUAGGACUUCCCCUCAAGAGGAGAUUUGACCAAUCAGGGUGAGUUCCGGGGCGGGGUGUCCUCUCCGGAAGUGGGUCUUGUGACCCCUCUAACAACUCCUACUCCCACCCUCUACCAAUCAGGAUGGAUUUCGCCCUUGUAGGACUUCCCCCAAGAGGAGCUUUGACUAAUCAGGGCGAGUUCCGGGGUAGGGGUGACCCACCCGGAAGUGGGUCUUGUGACCCCUCUAAUGACUCCGCCCCCAACCCUCUACCAAUCAAGAGGGGUUUCGCCCCUGUAGGACCUCCCCAAGAGGAGAUUUGACCAAUCAGGAUGAGUUCCGGGGUGGGGUGACCCGACCAGAAACGAUUCGCGUGUGACCCCUCUAAUGACUCCUCCCACCGACCUCUACCAAUCAGGCCACCCGGAGACCAGAUUUGACCAAAACAGGGCACGUUCGGGGACGGGGUGAACCGCCCAGAAGAGGGGCGUGUGACCCCUCUGCCAAUCAGAGUGCAGCACCAUCACCCCAUAAGUCCCAGCGUCGGGCGGAAGAGGCUGUCUUUUACCAAGAGCGCGUGUUUUACAAAUCGUGGAAACAUGGACUCCUUCACCACCCCCGUGAGAACUUCGGACUUUGUUUUAGCCCCGAGGACUUUUGGACUUGUAUGGAGAAAGCGCUACAUCAGCGAGAGUUCUGAGGAGGACCCUUUGGCCCAGCCGUUGAUGGACACACCGGAAACCGACCCCGAAACCUGGCUGCUUGUGAGGCACCGCGAUGAGCGUGAUGGCCUCUUGUUGUCCACCCCCCGAGAGGUGGAAGGUGAUCAUGGCUUGGGGGAGUUACGGGCGAACAAGGUGAAUGAAAAAGACGUGGCUCAGCUCGAUGAUGCCUUUCUGGAGGCCUUUGAGAACUUACACAUUGGUAGCCCUGUGGGAGUAAAUGUAUCAUGCAUCAGCUGUUUUUGCUCAUGUCUGAGACACAGAUCUCAAGAGGAAAAGGACAAAAUGGAAGAAUGAACCAGCACAGACACCCUCAUGUUAGGAGUCAUGGCGUCCAUUUUUACAGGCGGUUGUAAAAGGUUGUGUUAAACCAGGCGAUUAAUAAAACUUAUUUAAAUGUGUUCAUAUGAAUGUUGUCCCCCACCCUCACUUGUGUUAGUAAAAGAUGGUACCAGUAACAGUCAUGUCUCCACAGGCGUCUCUGUUAAAGAAAAUAUAUUACACCCCUGGGGAAGUUGGGAGCUUUGGCAGGGUGAACCCUCUUUUUCAAGUGGCCAAAAAGCAUAGUAAAACUUUAAAUAGAAGACAAGUAACAGCUUGGCUUUCAGACCAGGAUGCUUAUACUUUACACAAACUGGCUCGAAUACGUUUUAAAAGAAACAAGACCAUUGUUUCGGAUGUGGAUGCACAAUGGCAGGCAGAUUUGGUGGAUAUGCACCAGUUCUCCAAACACAACAGCAAUUUUAAGUACAUCUUAACAGUGGUAGACAUUCUAUCCAAACAUGCCUGGGCCUUAGGCCUAAGGGACAAGACGAGCGGGGAGGUAACCAAGGCCUUUAAAGCUAUUUUUAGCGAAGGGUGCGUGCCUCAAAAAUUACAAACCGAUUGGGGGAAAGAAUUUUUAAAUAAACCCUUAAGCAGAUUGUUAAAGGGGGAUGGCGUUCACCAUUUUGUUACUAAUAAUGAAGUCAAAGCAGGGGUCGUGGAGUGAUUUAACAGCACUUUAAAAACUAGGAUGUGGAGAUAUUUUACAGCCAAUAACACCUUUCGCUACAUCGAUGUGUUACCUGACUUUAUAAAGAGUUACAACCAGAGCUUUCACAGAACUAUACAUACCAGACCCGCUGAUGUUAACCCUUCAAAUUCUCUGAAGGUAUGGAAAAUGGUUUAUGGCGAUGGUUUUAAAAUAAAACCGGUUGUUGCCCCUUUUAGAAAAGGCGACCACGUGAGACUAUCUAAAACCAAAGGAGCUUUUGAAAAAGGUUAUGAACAGACAUUUACCGAUGAGAUAUUCAUAGUGGAUGAAGCCUUAACCAGGGGUCAGAGACCUGUAUACCCAUUAAAAGACUGUGAGGGUGAGACAGUUACUGGAUCUUUUUACCCUGAAGAAUUACAAAAAGUAAACCCCAAACGAGACAGGAUUUACAGGAUUGAAAAAGUUCUAGCGGAGAAAGGAAAAGGGAGAAAAAAGCAACUACUGGUGAAAUGGUUGGAGUGGCUGAUAAGUUUAACAGCUGGGUGAAAGCUUCUCAACUCUGUGACAUUUAGACACAAACAAACAAAAGUUAUUCCUCCCCUCAAAGACAGAGAAGAUGAGCGACGGCGGGUUUUACCUUACUUUGCCCAGCAACGCCAGCUCUGCAGUUUUUCCCCAAAACACCAGCUCGAACUUUACAAUACGGCUAAUUAAGCGCUUGGAUCUCCGGGGUCCCUGGGAGGUGUGGUUAGUGGAAAUACAAUACCCGCACAGCUGGAACACUAUCAACGAAGACACCCCUUUUGAAGUCACCUUUGGAGAUAUGGCAUGGAGUUUCAUCCUACGACGAGGUUAUUACGCGUCCAUACCCGAAUUACUGGAUCAUAUGAACAGUAUCAUAGCUCGUCACCCCGGACCGCCUGAGAUGAUCAUGAACUACGACCCUGUGGGUAGAAAAAUUAGACUUAAAUCCGCCGCUUUUACUUAUAUGUUUUCUACCAGCGGGGAGCUAGCUAACAUUCUGGGCUUGGGCCCCAAACACAGCGUCCAAAAAUUCCCUUUCUCGGCAGACAUUACAGGGGGUUUUAAUUCCUUGUAUCUGUACACGGAUAUCGUAGAACAUCAGUUUGUGGGGGACUUUUCUGUUCCCCGUUACGUUGUGUCCCCGUCCAAGGAAGGAACAACGAGUUUGUCAAACACCACAUCGACACCAUUACCAUUGAAAUAAAGACAGAUCAGAACAAAAGCGUCUCAUUUCGCUUUGGCAAGGUGAUCAUCAAGCUACACCUGCGCCCCCGGAGAGAGCGAGUUUUCUAAAAAAGCAAAACAGUAUUAUGGCGAUCCUAAAAAAUUACGGUGACCCCAACGUCUACAGAAACUAUUACAAAGCCCAGGCGGGAUACGCUCUUCCCGGAUAUCAUGGGGCCCCCGUGAUGUAUGGGGCAGGCGUGCGUGGAAUAUUCCGUAGCCUCUUUCAAAAAGCCAUACCACUUUUGAGGAGGGGGCUAGAGAUUAUUAAACCCCACGUAAAAACCGCCGCUCAAAACAUAGCUAAAGACGUGGUAGUCAUGUCUCCCGCGCUGUUCUGGAGAAGGUGGGGAACACAGCUUCACAAGAAGGAUCGGGGCUGAUGUACAUUAAAAGGAGGAAGAAGAGAAAGAGAAAUGCGUCAUACCUGCGACGCGCAGGUCCCCCAAAACCCUUUAAAAGAAGGGCUUUGACCCGCAGGGUUGGCCAUAAGCGAAAGUCCAAGAGGAAGCCUGGGCGAAAGAGGAAACACUCACCGGCUGAUACGAGAGAUAUAUUUUAAUCAACAUGGCUUUCGUUCACUGCGGGUCUGAAGAAUGCACCAAAUCCGAACUAGACUUGUUCCAAAUAGCCCCUACGCAGACCAGCACUGAGAAAAGCAUCUACAUCGAGGUGCCACCUCUGUCGGCCGUUACGGAGUCUGCCCCCCGUUGACUUUUUUAUAGCAGGGAAUGGCGUAGAUUAUAUGGAUUUAAACAACAUACUGCUGUACCUGUGUUGCAAGAUUGUAAAAGGAGACAGAACUGAGCUCGACGCGGACGCAGAGGUGGGCCUGGUGAAUUACCCAGUGGCCUCUAUUUUUAGUCAGCUGGAUGUCACGCUCGGAGACCGCCUUGUAAGCCAAAGCAACAACUGUUACCCUUACAGGGCCUUUAUAGAAUCGGUGCUCAGUUACAGCAACGACACCCUCACCAUGCAAUUUUCCGCUGGCCUCUUUUACAAAGACACUGCCGGACAACAGGAAGACACAGACUUGGAUGGCGAGAAUCUAGGGUUUGUGAGGCGUGCAAAGCUGACCGCUCAAAGCAGAACAGUAGAGCUUCUGGGUCAUCUACACAGCGACCUGUUUUUUUCAAGAAAAACUAUUGUUGAACGGAGUGGAUGUGAAAAUUAAACUGACGCAUGGGCAGCGGAACCGAAGGCUUUAAACUACGCAUUCUAUCAGCAUCCCUUUUUGUGAACAAAGUAUGGGUGGCCCCGAGCGUUCGUCUGGGGCAUGCCGAGGCCCUGCUUACCGUUAAUGCCAAAUACGCCGUGGACCGUGUGGGAAUGAAAGUGUUUAGCAUCCCUGCGGGCAGCAGGGUCAGUAACCAGGAGAACCUGUUCUUGGGACAGUUACCCAAAAUGCUUGUCCUGGGGUUCGUGGAUAACGAUGCCUUAAGCGGAAAUUACGCUAAAAAUCCCUUUCAUUUUAAGCAUUACGAUAUUAAUUUUGUGGCCUUGUAUGUGGACGGUGAGCAGAUACCGACCAAGCCUCUGCAACCAGACUUCGAGGCAGGACGCUGCGUGAAAGAAUACAUGAAUCUGGCACAGACGGCCGGUAAACACAUGAAAGAUCGUUCUCUGUUAAUCGACCGUGAGGAGUUUGCACAGGGUUACACCAUGUUUGCCUUUGACCUGUCCCCCGACCAGGAAUGCGCUGAUCACUAUUUCCUGAUUAAAACCGGGAACCUAAGAGCAGAAAUUCGUUUUGGGAAGGCUUUAACCAUUACCGUCAAUAUGAUCGUGUGUGGGGUUUUUGACAACGUCAUAGAGAUAAAUCAGAGGAGAAAUGUUCUGUUUGACUACAUGUGAACAUGGACACCGUGCAGCUCUCACGUGUCUUAUCAACGGACCCUUACACAAAAAAGAAUUUCUUAGAUGUGUUUCCCUGCGAUUGGCUCCCUGGCAGCAAGCUGUCUCAGAGACCCCUAGGUUUGGUGGUCAACACGCAUCCACACAACCGACCGGGUGAACACUGGCUUGCCGUGUAUCUGGUGGAGCGUAACCUUGGAGAGUUUUUUUUACUCAUACGGGCAUCCCCCAACAGUGUGUUCUUUCCUAAAAGCACUAUGAAAUUUUUAAACAAAAAUGCCACAGACAUGGUGUUUCACAACAGACAAUUACAAGACCCCAGCUCCGUUGCCUGCGGCUAUCACUGCGUGUUUUUCUUACACCAUCGUAGCAAGGGUUUAUCUUUUGACCGGAUUUUAAAAUUGUAUUCUAAUGACUUAGUGCAAAACGACCGGAUGGUGAUGAAUUUUGUAAAAAAUAAAUUUAAAUACUUGGCCAUGCCUAGUCUUGCUCAAAGCAUGUUUCAACAAGCCCAGACAUGCGUAUCUUGCAACGCUUUUCAUAGUC
Molecule: messenger RNA, 5520 nt
Organism: Chelonia mydas (Green sea turtle)
Lineage: Eukaryota; Metazoa; Chordata; Testudines; Cheloniidae
Exons: 2
Coding region: 4303-4974 (223 amino acids)
Source: RefSeq, a predicted model, not a curated record